Molecule: messenger RNA, 759 nt
Organism: Lottia gigantea (owl limpet)
Lineage: Eukaryota; Metazoa; Mollusca; Gastropoda; Lottiidae
Exons: 5
Coding region: 1-759 (252 amino acids)
Cellular component (GO): mitochondrion
Source: RefSeq, a predicted model, not a curated record
AUGACAACAAAUAACGAUGAGGAAAAAGUUGAAAAAUAUAGCCAUUUUAGAACGAUAUUGUGUAAAAAAUUUCUUUUGGGGCUGAAACUAACAAAUAUUUUUCAUUUUCCCAAAGUAAAGGCUCAGGAACCAAACUCUGACACCACAGUCACAAACAGUAAAAACAAUGACAAAGAGGUCAAUGAUUAUAGUGCUAGUGCACCCUCCUCGUCUUCAAUAAACACUGGAGAAAUUAAAUCACACCCCAGCAGAACGAAUGUAAUAAAUGGUGUUGACAUAAGCCAAUUUAUAUCAGAAAAUGAAGUCCAAAAAUACUUACAAAAUGAAUCUGGGAGGGAUAGACUGCUUGAAAUGUUUUCUAGAAACCAUUUGAAUGAGUACAGUUCUCAAGUAAGAUUUAUUGCCAGAGUUGUAGGAGAAGUAGCAGUAUUGUCUUGUAUCAUAUUUUCAUACAAGUUUGGUCAGGGUGUAUCUGAAGAUUUUAAGCGUAAUAAUAGAGGUACAUUAUAUAGUUCCAGAUAUUUAGCAAAGAGGAGGUUCAAUGACCAUUUGAUACUUAGUUCAAUGAAAAAUGGUCUGCAUUGGUCUUUUAAAAUUUCAUCAUUUACAGCUAUGUAUUUAUUGUUAUCUCAAUCAAUUUCUACAUACAAAAAUAAGACAUCACCUUUAGAAUAUGGAAUUGCAGGAGAAGAUUCUAAUACCGGAAAUAGACGUCAGACCUCACAAAUGAAAGUAUCAUCAGAUAGCCAAGGUCAAUGA